GAGACUCGCAGCCCGAAUGUGACACCCUCACCAUGGGAGACUCGCAGCCCGAAUGUGACGUUCUCACCCUGGGAGACUCGCAGCCCGAAUGUGACGCCCUCACCCAUGGAGACUCACAGCCCGUCUCUUUCGCCACUCGCCAUCGGAGACUCGCGGGCCGCGUCUGAUGCCCUCGCCAUCGGAGACUCGCGGGCCGCGUCUGACGCCCAUCGCCAUCGGAGACUCGCGGGCCGCGUCUGACGCCCUCGCCAUCGGAGACUCGCGGGCCGCGUCUGACGCCCUCGCCAUCGGAGACUCGCGGGCCGCGUCUGACGCCCUCGCCAUCGGAGAC
Molecule: messenger RNA, 331 nt
Organism: Staurois parvus
Lineage: Eukaryota; Metazoa; Chordata; Amphibia; Anura; Ranidae
Source: the annotation of a GenBank genome assembly